This is a messenger RNA of Porites lobata, 5382 nucleotides long. Lineage: Eukaryota; Metazoa; Cnidaria; Anthozoa; Scleractinia; Poritidae. The record is from the annotation of a GenBank genome assembly.
CUGGACAAGGUGUCAAAUCACAACAUGGCGCCGAAGGUUGUUCUUGUGACGGGCUGUUCCACAGGCAUAGGGCUAUAUACAGCUCUCUUGCUAGCUAGCGACAAAGAAAAGCGCUUCAAAGUGUAUGCAACCCUUCGAAAUCUUGCAAAAAAAGGCGAGCUUGAAGAAAAGGGAAAGGAUUUUCUCGGUGACACACUCAUCAUCAAAGCGAUGGAUGUUUGCUCCGAUGAGUCCGUCGACGGAGUGGUGCAAGACUUGUUGUCCACACAUGAGCGGAUCGAUAUUCUCAGUAAGGUUUCUAUAUUCCAGUUAAUUUUUACGUUCUAUUAAUGGUACACAAAAUAAACCCUUCUCCGCAGAGUCAUGGAGAAAUUCUUGAGUCAGAGCAAGUACUGAGGGCAUUAAAAAAUUUUAGUCUUGAAACUGAAAGUAUUAAGAAUGACGAAUGAACUCUAGAUUAUUUCCACGUUUCUGCUUGAGACCAAAAAUACACUGUAUCAUCAGUGUACGUGGAUUAUGUUCUUGGGGUGUGUCCGGAGGGUGACCAAUCCCUCCCUCCCCCAUCCUCAACCACAUCAUUCAGUUCUUAGUUACACGAAUUCGUUUCGUGAAGAGGCUUCACAAAUAAAUUUGUAUUUCAAGUUGCCUGUUAUUUAAUCACCUGCUUGUUCAAGGUUCAAGAUUUUACAAAUCCCUCCUUCGUAAUCUUUUGCCGUAGGGAUGAGUCUCACACAUGAGGAUAGGAAACAUUGAUGUCGCACUAGCUAGCACUCUCUGUCCAAUUAACAGCAUAAUCAUUUCCUUGAGAACUUUGAAACUCUUCAGAAUGCCUUCAAAAAUCUUGGGAAUGACCUUGGAGAUAUUGCGACAUCUUUGCUAUUAAGGAGCUAGUCUUUAAGGGAAAGUAGGCAGCAGCAGUCAUUCAUCCCCCAAAUUCUCCUAUAUUUGCCAUGUUAGACUCAUUUUCCAACCAAAGGUAAUGCCAUGGAUGGCAGUAGUUGGCUAAAAAAGCCAGCUGCCAGCUACUAAUGACAGCCCUGCACAAGCAGGUCCACUGUCACUGAGGUGCAGAUGUAUUUCCUGCAAAAUGUCCCUUUUUACAAGGAGCUGGGAGAGACUGCUGUACUUGCAGGCUACUGCGACUCCUUUGCCCUGCUACAUGUAAAUCCACCCAUAUCUUAAGGUAUAAAUUAUGACCAAAACUAUACAGAGAAUUAUAUCCUCCAAGGUUUUUUAUUAAUUUUAAAACUGCCUCUAAGAGAUUGCCUGUAAUAAGCGGUCCCUCCCCUUAAGAGGUGCCUGUAAUGACACCCCAAACUUGUACUAGAUUACCCUCCCAAUCCCAGAGGAGGGGGGUACUCCCUAUGAUGGCCUACAGUACACGGGUACGGGGAGGCUUCACCUGAAAGGGGUACCUUUUUCAGGCUUCAGGUAUAUGAAAGGGUAUAAAGGGAUUUCACUAGUUGAAGUAUAUAUAAAAGGGUAGGGCAAUCUGUCAUUUGGGUCAGUAAAAGAGCUCAAAGGGGCUAACAGAUGACUUUUGUGGCUUUAAAAAAAUCAAGAAUAUUUUUGUGAUUGAUUCCUAUUUAAGAGAGUGCAUUUACAGCAGCUAAAAGGGGUGCAAAGUUCUAAACAAGGUAUAUAGAAGGGGUACCAUUUGUCAUUAGAAGGUAUACAAAAGGGUACCUUAUCAUGAAAAAUGGUACAUAAAAGGGUAAGGGGUUGGACCCUGGGGCAGACCCUCCUUGUACAAACAUUUGUUGAGUACCCCCUGGGCUCCCAAUUUGACUUGCAUAUCAUUAAUCAAAGGGAGAAUUUGAUUUUAGAUCAGGAGGUACUUAAGGCCUUAUUCACAGUCACAACUUUAAUAAAUUAGUUUCUUAUCCCAUUGUUAGCAGUACAAAGCUGGCGCUGAUUAUUGCAAGAAGCUCAUGCAAGCAGUAUUGAUCUUGUCCUUUCUAGUUAACAAUGCCGGAGUAGGCUUGCUAGGCCCCUUGGAGACUCAAACAAUGGAGGUGUCAAGGAGUGUUUUCGAAACUAAUUUCUUUGGAGUGUUACGGCUCACUAAAGCUGUCCUCCCAUGUAUGAAGUCCAAAAGAGAUGGUCACAUUAUCUGUGUGACCAGUGUGGGAGGAAUCAGUGGAGUGCCGUUUAACGGUGUGUACUGUGCUUCAAAGUUUGCAGUGGAAGGACUUGUUGAGUCACUGGCCCCAAUGCUGAAAACAUUUAAUGUGAAGUAGGUAGAUUCAACCAAGUCUUUAAUUUUUCAGUUACAGGUUAAAAUCAGCUUCUUCUUUCAUUCAAGGUCUCGGCUACUGUAUUAUAUGUUUUGUUUUAUUUCCAGUCUCAUGAUAAUGUAAUUUAUUCAUAAUUGAGCAGCCAAAAAACCUGCCAACAUAUGGAAGCAAGUUGAUUAAAUUUUGUUUGAAUUUAAACCUCCUUUAUAUCUUCACCUUGACACAUGAAAGAGUUGGCUUAUUAGAAAGCCUUUUAAGGGUCGAAGUUAUGAAAAUCAAAAAAGCCAGUUCCGAGUCUGCAAGGAAAGUGCCAUUCCAGACAAAGCAUUAUUAAAUGAUAACUUGCAACUUUUUGCCAGGCAAAAAUUGCAGACCUACAUGCUUAAAUUAAAAAUUACAAUAAGAAUGUGGAUUUCACUAAAAGAAAGUUCCGAAGUUGUGUGUCAGAGCAAGUACAGCAGUACACCAAACUGAAUCAAAGAGGGAUUCUAGGAAGAAUUUCCCCUGUUUCCCAUUUUAUAUAAACUAAAGCAAAAUAACUGAAAUCUCUCUAUCAAAGCAAAAGGCUGCCAGUUUUAAUAGCCCUUUUACAGUUACCAGUCACGUGACUGGCUUAAUGCAGAACUUGAAAAAAACUAAAGAUGGAAAGAGCAUGUGAGAAAGUUACCUGGAAUCCCAAUUUUGAGGUGAUUGGCACAUAAAUAAUACUAAAAUUUUUCGGCAGGAAUGUCUGCAAAACGUUAAGGGUUUUUAUGGAAAGAAAUGCUGGACCACUAAGUUUGCAAUCCAAUGCCUUUUCCUCAGCUAUUGAUACAUGUAUAUGAAAUAUUUUCUUGGUACUUUAAAUCACCAUAAAAUGGUACUGUUGUGAGUUUAAAGCCUGAAAAUUGCUGCAAGAUCUACUAGCUAUUUUGUGGGAUUUUCAGGGUUAUCUCUCAAUUUUGGCACAUGACCCUGAGCUUCAAAGUGGUUAUACCCUGCUCAAGAGUCAGAAAGGCCAAGAAGUAUCUGACUCCCACAUGAAAGAGUUAGGGAUGCUCAUCUGAAUUUUUGAAUGGAGCCCCAACCCUCUUUUGAUCCCUAAAAGAGACUAUUUUAAACUUUGAUUACUUGAAUCAAGUACUAAAUAAAACGAAUUGAAAAUACAAUUUUUAAUAUUUCUUCUCAUGAAACCCUAAAAGAGAUCUUUACAGCUAAAUAAUAUUGGCGUUUGCCCAGAAUACCCCAAGUGAGACCAAAAUCCAAAAUUUACACCCCUAAGUGAGAUAAUGAGCAUCCCCACCCCUUUCAUGUGGAAGUCCUUCCCCCCAACCCCCAAAAAAUCACUUACCCAUAUAUCUUAGAACCAGUUUCAGAGUGGAACUAGGGAGACUCUAUUUAACAAUUAUUCCUGGAGCCAGAAUGGGCUCUGAGUCGAUAGCCCAUGAGGCCGAAGGCUGAAUGGGCUAUUGACUCAGAGGCCAUGAGAGUGAGAGGAAUAAUUUUUUUAGUACAGUCCAACUAGUUGGUCAAAAAUAUUGAGAAUAAAAAAAUUUUUAGCUAGUUAAAGCUAGACUUUAACCCUUUUUUGCUGCCAAAAAUAGCCUAGUAGUAGCUCAACCUAUCACUACCAAUCAGAAUGCAGCAUUGAUAAUAGACCACUAGUUGAAUUUUACUAAUAUUGUUUAUCAAAAUAACCCUAACUAUUGCCAUUUUAUUCAAAUUAAAAGAUGCUCUUUAAUUGAGCCAGGACCAGUUGCAACCUCAUUUGGGGCCAAUCUGCGCAGAGUUGACAAAGAAGCGGACAGCCCUCCCAUAGAUGAUGAAACUAAGCAACUACUGGAGAAUCUGACCAAGAAGAUAAGCACAGCCUUUACCACAGUAGUUCAGACUCCAGAUGAAGUUGCUCAAGUGAUUCAAGAAGCAAUCCUAGCUGAACAGCCACAUUUGAGGUAUCAAACAAACAAGAAUUAUGCAGCUGCAACAGCAGCCAAACUAACCGACCCCACUGGCGAUAAACCUAUAGAGCUUAUGCAUCAGCGCUAUUUCAGUUAAAUCAGAGGUAAUGGGGAAAACGUGUUCGUGGCCACUGUUGAUCAGCAGCGGUCAAAAUACAUCCCUGGGGGGUACUCAACAAAGUUUUAUACAGGGAGGCUCAUCCCCGAGGUCCAACCCCUUACCCUUUUAUAUAACAUUUUUGACAGAAAAAGUGCCUCUUUCGUAGACCUUUUAUUGACAAUUGGUGCCCCUUUCAUAUACUGGAAUGCUGCUUCCCAUUUAAACGCUGUCUGAAAUUAAAUAUGAUUAUUAUUCAUUCAAAAUAUUUCCCCGAUUCGGAUUGGCUAAAAGCACACGCAUAAUUCACAAUAACCAGUUUCUGAUGACCAAAUUUGGAUGAAUUUUGUGUUUAACGAGGAAAUGACGUCAAAAAUGCAGCGUUCGUGUAGGUUAAGGCACCGUUAACCGAGAAGACCCGGGGACGAGGUUGAGUUGUUUUGAUUGUGAACUUGAAAAAUGGCGGACAUUUCACUCGUUUCAAGAGUAAGAACUAGGCGAAAACAUAGCUAAAAACAUGGCAAGAACAGCAAGAAGACAACUCGAAGGGCGACAUCUGCUGUUUGGAGAAUAUUUGCGGAGCUGGACAAACCUAAACGUGCACUAUCGAAGAUGAACUUAACAUCGAUGGAUCGAUGGAGGUUAGCAUGUUUUAGCCAUGUUUUUAAACUAGGAAUUAUUUUGAAUGAAUAAUAAAACAAUUAUUGAAUUCGGCUUUCGUAUCAUAUGAAGAAUUAUGGAGAUCUCGGAUCUCGAUCUCCAUAAUUCUUCAAAAGAUACUCAGCCUCAUUCAUUAAUUGUUAAAUAAAUUACUGAACCAGAAGGUUUUCUUGCAGUGGCGGAUCCAGGGGAGGGGGCUGGGGGCCCGUCCCCCCUCCCUUAUUUUUAGACCAAACUGAGGCCCAAAAGGCCAAAACAAAUUUUUUUGGGAGACCGCCCUCCCCGCCCCCUUUUAUGACCGGGAUGAUGACCGGGGCCCCCGCAUAUCUCAAGGUCUGGAUCCGGCACUGUCUUGUGUUUUUCAAGCCAUAAAAUGCGCCUGUUAUCCCUUUUAAAUACUUUCACAGGCCGUAAUGACUGAUUUCCCUACCCUUUUAUAUGAAACUCCUAC